Messenger RNA from Fopius arisanus, 2052 nucleotides. RefSeq names its product zinc finger protein 346. The record is from RefSeq and is a predicted model, not a curated record. Bases 322 to 1623 code for a protein of 433 amino acids. The transcript is spliced from 8 exons. Gene Ontology annotation, molecular function: nucleic acid binding; zinc ion binding. Lineage: Eukaryota; Metazoa; Arthropoda; Insecta; Hymenoptera; Braconidae.
CAUUAAGCGAAAUAAUUCUCGACAGUCUCGAUAUUUAUUUGUGGGAUGUUUGUGUUGUAUAUGGUUAAAGUGUAUCAUGCUAUAAAAUCUCGAAACGAUAUUAGAAUGUGAAACAAUUAAGUUUUUCCUCCGCGAUUGUUGUUUGUUGUUUUAUCGAGUGGAAGAACGGGAAUAAUUUUUUUCAAGAGCGAGAGAAAAUUGGGAUGUUCUUAGCAUUUAUUGUCAUCAGUGAUAUUGGCUUAAAUCUUCGGGGGUUAUAGGACUUUAUAUAGAUUUACGAAUUUUUGUUGCUUAUUAGAGCAUUAAAAAAAAAGGUGGAAAAUGUCGAAGAGGAAAAGCAUUGAAAAUCCUGAAGUGCCAGGUUUGGAGCAAAAUCUUCCUCCUCCUUUGCCUCCAGUGUCUCCCGAAAAAACUCCUGAAAUUCCUGCACCAGCCAACCUCCUCUUAGAAAAUCAACCAAUUCUCCAACAAGUGAAUUCAUCCAUAAUCCUCAAUCCCUCUGCCCAGAUUAACUGUAACGAGUCCCAACCAAUUCCUCAUAUCAUGCCGCCCCUACCUUACAUGUCACCCGCGGUACCACAGCCACCGGUGGGACAAAUGAUGCCCUGGUGGGUUCCAAUAGACGCCGAUAGUACUAGUGUGUAUCCUCAAUGGUCGGAAAAUCAAAACAAAGUUUUCGCGUCGGAAGUUACUAAUGAUAGUGGUACAGUUCAUUUCAAGAGGAAGAUUGAGCAGGUUGAUCCUGCCAAAGACGCAGAAAAAGUUGCCAGUGCCCAGUCGGAACUCUCGGCCCUCAUGAAACCACUGAGGUGUGAUCUUUGUAAUGCAGUUAUGAACUCAACUUUGCAAGCUAAACUUCACUACGAGGGUAAGCCACAUCAAAAGAAGGUGUCCAUGUUCCUCAAUCAGAGUGUGAAGAAAUUGAAAACCGACGAGGGCCCUAUUACUACAACCUCAAGUGAUUGGAGCUCGUAUUGUGAUAUUUGUAAGACUUGGUUCACGUCUCAGGCUGACGCAUCUCAGCACUAUGCUGGGAAAAAGCACAUUCGAGCUACGACUGGAGCGCCAAAAAAAAAAAGUCCGAAGAAAGGCUCUACACCACCGGUGCAAGUAGAUCCAACAGGAAGGUUUGGCAUCGGUAUGGGUUUUCAGUUAGAGCCUCAAGGCCCUUCUAUCGCUGCAGAAACUAUGGAACCCGUUAGGCCCCUCAUUCCGCAAUUACCAGCUCCACAACUGUACAAUCCUGUAGCUACCACUUUCUCAGCUGCUCUGAGGUGCGAUCUCUGUGGAGUAACUGCUAAUCGUUUAGAACAGUUGGAGACCCAUAGACGGGGCACGAGACAUCAGAAAAUGUUGCGAUUAAAUGGGAUGAUUCCUGCAGAAACUAAUACUCCAAGUGAACAUGUAUCAACAACAACAACGACGAUUGACUAUUCAAUUUGCAGAACACCUUCAGGUUCUUACUACUGCGCCCCUUGCGACAAGUCGUUUACAUCCGAAAACAGCUUCGCUCAACAUGUAGAGAGCAAAAAACACAAAAACCAGGUGAAUCCAAAACAACCGGCAAAUCAAUCCCAACAGAGACUAUCGAACCAAGACAAGUAUAAGAAACAUAAAUUAUGAGGAAUUUAAUGUCUAUAGCUAUAUAUUUUUUAUUUAAAAAAGCUAAGAUAUUCUUGUCAAAAUGUUGUAUUGUCUGACUAAUAAAAACUACGUUCUAUAUUAAUCAUUCAUAAGCAACCCUUUCAAGUCAAUUUUCAAAAGUGAGUGUUUGAAAAUAAGACUUUUCACAAAGUGCAAUUUAACUAGGUAGCAUUAUCGUGUUCCGAUCGUGUUGUUAUGCCGCAGAUUUGGCCAAUUGGGUUAUUUUUAAAUAUUCAGAAAUCCAGCAUUGUCAGCGUGACACUCGUCGGUAUAACUGGAUUAUGGUGAUCAAGUAAUGACACAUACCUAAUUAUGUAUUUAAGAGACGGCUUGGGUAUGCAGAAGGCAGAUCCAAAGCCGGCUCCGGUAUGUGUUAGUUGUAAUCUUUGUAAUCAAUCAGAUGACAUA